GUGCGUGGUCUGACGAGAGAGAGUGGGGAAAUAUCACACGCACUCCAGUCGGGAAUUUGUGAACAGGUGAAAAGGACGGACUUGUCAUCAUCUCAUAAGCUUUCUAAGCCAAUGGAAAACAGGGCAGUUUAAUAUAGCAGCGCAUGACACGCCCACCGACCCCACGAUGUCUCAAGCGAACCAAGGAAGCUCCACCUCCCCCCACCCGGAGACGCUGAAGGACCCGGAGACCUCCAAGGACCCCGAGACCCUACGUCUGGAGGAGGACAGGGCACGCGCGGCCAACUGGAAGCGCUGGGGGCCUUACGUCAGCGAACGCCAGUGGGGGACGGUGCGGGAGGACUACUCGGAGGACGGCAACUGCUGGGACUACUUCCCCCACGACCACGCUCGCUCACGGGCGUACCGCUGGGGCGAGGACGGCAUCGCGGGCGUGUGCGACCGGCGUGGGCGUCUCUGCUGUAGCAUCGCGCUCUGGAACGCCCGCGACCCCAUUCUGAAGGAGCGUCUCUUUGGCCUGACGGGACCCCAGGGAAACCACGGAGAGGACGUGAAAGAACUGUACUACUACCUGGACUCGACUCCUACGCACUCCUACAUGAAGUUCCUGUACAAGUAUCCCCAGCAGGAGUAUCCUUACCAGCAGAUCGAGGCGGGCAACAGGGAAAGAGGCGUGAGCGAUCCUGAGUUUGAGUUGGAGGAUACAGGCGUGUUGAGUGCAGGAUACUGGGACGUGGAAGUAGAAUACGCCAAGGACUCUCCCAACAGCUUAUUGACGGAAGUGAAGAUAACUAACCACGGACCCAAAGCUGAUAUACUGCACGUCCUUCCAACUCUCUGGUACCGGAACACAUGGAUCUGGGGCUGCACUCACGAAGGCUGCGGACUGAAGCCCAAGAUGAAACUUCAGAAGGAAACGGGCGGCGAGGGACAGAGGGUGGUUCACGCCUGGCACGAGAGUCUAGAGGAUUACGAAUGGUCGGUCGAUCAGAGUGUUCACAAAGCGGAAAUGUUGUUCACGGAGAACGAGACUAAUACAAAGAAGCUCUUCAAUGUGGACAACUACACGCCUUAUGUGAAAGAUGCUUUUCACCGGUACAUAGUGCAGAACGAAAAAGACGCAGUGAACCCCGCCAUGCAAGGAACCAAGGCGAGUGCCCACUACGUCGUCACUCUGGAGCCAGGAGAGUCGACAACGGUGAGGACGAGGCUGUGGCAGAAGGACGAGGCUCCUGAAGGCGACGAUGGGGCAGCUCACGUGUUCGGAGGAGCCUUUGAAGCCAUCAUGGAGAGGCGGAGACAGGAGGCAGAUGUUUUUUACAAGAGGGUGUUAAGUCCUCGGCUCUCGAUUGAGGAAACACGGGUAGCGAGACAGGCCUUAGCUGGGUUGCUCUGGACCAAGCAAUUUUACCAUUACAUUGUUAAGGACUGGCUCGGAGGAGACUUGAACCAGCCUCCCCCUCCGUCUUCUCGUCACUUCGGCCGUAACAGCGAAUGGGGUCACCUCUUUAACCUGGACGUCAUAUCGAUGCCUGACAAGUGGGAGUAUCCUUGGUAUGCUUCGUGGGACCUCGCUUUCCACUGCGUCGCCCUGGCUUUCGUCGACGCAGACUAUGCCAAGGAUCAGCUGAUUCUCUUCCUCAGGGAAUGGUACAUGCAUCCCAACGGCCAAAUACCUGCCUACGAGUUCGCCCUCGGGGACGUGAACCCGCCCGUGCACGCGUGGGCGGCCAUGAACGUGUACAGAGGGAGUGGGCGUCGAGGGGCGAGAGACACGGCUUUCUUGGCAAGAACCUUCCAGAAGCUCUCUCUCAAUUUUACGUGGUGGGUCAACAGAAAGGACCCCAACGGAAGGAAUCUGUUCGGCGGUGGAUUCCUCGGUCUUGAUAACAUAGGAGUGUUUGACAGGUCUCGGCCCCUCCCCGUUGCUGGCCAGCUGGAGCAGGCAGACGGCACCGCGUGGAUGGCCUUCUUCUGCGUCACGAUGCUGGACAUGGCCCUCACCCUGGCCGAGAGUGACCCGGUGUACGAAGACAUGGCCUCCAAGUAUUUCGAGCACUUCAUCCUCAUCGUAGACGCCAUCAACUCCUCGGGUCAAGGACGAGGUCUGUGGGACGAGGAGGACGGGUUCUACUACGACUUCAUCAGGAAGGACGAUGGGACUUCGAUGCCGCUGAAGGUCCGCUCCCUCGUGGGCCUGACGCCGCUGUUCGCCGUGCUGGUGCUGGUGCGGGAGGAACUGCAGGCGCUGCCGGGUUUCUACAAGAGGUCGCGCUGGCUCAUAAACAACAGGCCAGAUCUCGCCUCAAGGGUGACGUUCAUGAGCGAGGGCGGGUCCCGUAGGAUGCUGCUCGCUGUCCCCACCAAGGAGCAGCUCCUCCGUCUCCUCCGUUAUCUCCUGGACGAGGAUGAAUUCCUUUCUCCUCACGGCAUCAGGUCACUCUCCAAGGUCCACGAGAAGUCGCCCUUCGUCCUGGACAUCGGCGGAGAGAAGCACGAAGUCUCGUACGUUUCCGGCGAAUCGAACACCUACCUCUUCGGCGGGAAUUCGAACUGGCGCGGACCCAUCUGGCUGCCCAUGAAUUUCCUCAUUAUUACUUCGCUUAAGAGGUACCACUUCUUCUACGGAGACCAGCUGAAGGUGGAGUGUCCCGUCGGCUCAGGGAAUCACAUGACGCUGGAGGAAGUGGCGGUGUUCCUGGCCCGGCGCCUCGUGACUGUCUUCCUCCCGGGCGGCGACGGCGCGCGGCCUUGCCACGGCGAGAGCAAGGCCUACCGAGACGACCCAGCGUGGAAGGACCUCCUCCUUUUCUACGAAUUCUUCGACGGCGAGACAGGGCGAGGGUGCGGCGCCUCCCACCAGACCGGAUGGACGGCGCUGGUGGCCAACUGCCUCAACAUCACCCUGGGUUACUCCCAUGCUGGCUUAGGACGCUAUAAUACCGACGAAUAGGCUUCAUCUUUUACUCACUCUUUCCUUGUGGGUUUCGUCGAGGGAGAGGGCCGUGGUGUAAUGAAUGGGCAGUCGUAUUUUGGUGUAGAUACGGGAUGGUUUUAUUUGUUCUGUGUACUCGUUUUCUAUAAGUGAUUGAAACAGGCAUUUAAGUUUUUUUUCUAACCAUUUGAAGCUCUCUUCUUGUUUCUUGUCAAAUGUUGACGUUGAACAGUUCCUUGUAGAAACGAGAUGUUUUUAUUUGUUCUAUAAGUUGUUGAAACAUU
Molecule: messenger RNA, 3219 nt
Organism: Penaeus monodon (black tiger shrimp)
Lineage: Eukaryota; Metazoa; Arthropoda; Malacostraca; Decapoda; Penaeidae
Exons: 19
Coding region: 167-2953 (928 amino acids)
Biological process (GO): oligosaccharide metabolic process; protein N-linked glycosylation
Cellular component (GO): endoplasmic reticulum membrane
Molecular function (GO): Glc3Man9GlcNAc2 oligosaccharide glucosidase activity
Source: RefSeq, a predicted model, not a curated record